AUGACUGACAGGGAGGACAGCUCCAGCAGGCCCUUGACAGAUGACCAAGAGGAAAAGAUUGCUCAGUUCUUCGAGAACAACGUAUUGUUUUAUGAUAUGCGGAACAAUGAGUACAAGAACAAGGUGAAGAGAAGACACCUGCUUGGGGAGUUGGCAAAGUCUCUUGGGUACGAAGGUAAGUUCGAGAUGGCCGACAGAAUAUACAAAAGAUUCAGGAACAUCAGGACUGAUUACCAGAAGUUAAGAGAGAGGGAGGCCAAGGGAAAGUCCGGCUCUGGCUCCUCCAAACCCUUCACCCCCCUCCAACAAUGGAAGCUUACGAGGUAUGCUUUCCUGCAGCCGUUUUAUCGUGGCAACAAGAGGCUAACGUCUUCUCAAGUCCUUGGCUCGAUUCCACAGCCGGAGACUUCAGACGACCAGGAUUCCGACUUGGAGAGCUUGGCCAGGAGGCCAGACAUUGGAUUCGCGUCUCCUUCCCCCAUGAAGCCAUCCAAGAAGUCCAGGAAGGCGAAGGAUAAGAACCUAACAGAAGUCCUGGUCAACCUAGUGUCGGAGAGUCAGCAGGAACUGAAGGAGUCCCAGGCUGCGUUGAUUCAGGCGAGCGGCACAUCCCAACCCAUGAGCGAAAGAGAAGCAUGGACGCAGUGGAUGGCCAGUGUCCACCACAACAUCCCCAAACAUCUGUGGCAUCAGUACCAGUCAGAAGCUUUUGCCCUUGUAAUGAAAUAUGUGGCGCCGGUCCAGCAGCAGCAACAGCCUCAGCACGUCUACAGUCAACAGGCCCAGCCCCAGUAUUAUACGCCUCCCGGGCCCGCUCAGCCUAUCCAGCAACUGCCACAGCAGCGAUUCUACCCUCCCCAACAUCAACAGCAGCACCAGACCACCCCACAGCAGCUCGGCCAACAGCAGCGACCAGUAAGUAUAAAUGUACAUACUAAGUUAUAGUACACCACUCCUGUUACCAUAUCUCAAUUUUACAAUUUCUUGCCAGUUUCUUAUUUCAAGGUGUAAUGUUUUGUGUCUUUUGUUUGUUGCAGACUCGUGUUCUAUCGGCCCCUUCCGCCACCUGGCAGGACACCAGUUCACAUGACAUCCUUGCAGGGGCCAUGGCCACCCUGCAGUCGGGGCCUCCUCAUCAUUGAUGUCACUGAACGUCAGGGGCAUGGGCGAAGGUGGCUUCUCGGACCUCCUUGGCAACAACAGCCAGCUCCAGCCCUCCGCCG
Molecule: messenger RNA, 1223 nt
Organism: Strongylocentrotus purpuratus (purple sea urchin)
Lineage: Eukaryota; Metazoa; Echinodermata; Echinoidea; Camarodonta; Strongylocentrotidae
Product: mediator of RNA polymerase II transcription subunit 15-like
Exons: 4
Coding region: 1-945 (314 amino acids)
Source: RefSeq, a predicted model, not a curated record